AGGACUCCAGGGAUCCGUCACCUGGAGACUCCGCCUCCCUAUUUCUCCCCGGCUGCCAGCGACUGAACUGACCUGAGCGUUUGCGGGCUGCUGGGCAGGCGGUUGCGCUCAGAUUCCAAAUGAAAAUGUUUGGGAACAUUGACUCUACAACUACAAGAUCUGGCCCGGAUCUUUGGGCCGAAAUCUGUUCCUGUCUGCCACAUCCUGACCAAGAGGAUAGUGCCAGCAAUGCUUUCUCAGACUCCUUUAUGGAUUCUUACCCUGCAGGCACAAGCCAGAGGGAGGCCGCCCCAGACUUUGCUGUACAGCCAGCUGUAAAGCCUUGGGCUCCCCUGCAGGAUUCAGAAGUGUAUUUAGCAUCUCUAGAGAAGAAACUGAGAAGAAUCAAAGGUUUACAUCAGGAAGUGACUUCCAAGGACAUGCUUCGAACCCUGGCCCAAGCAAAGAAGGAGUGCUGGGAUCGGUUCCUCCAGGAGAAGUUAGCAUCAGAAUUCUUUGUGGAUGGACUUGAUUCUGAUGAGAGCACCUUGGAACAUUUCAAGAGGUGGCUCCAGCCAGAUAAAGUAGCCAUCAGUUCGGAGGAGGUCCAGUAUCUGAUUCCUCCAGAGUCGCAGGUUGAGAAGCCAGCACCCGGGGACGAGCCAGCAGGAGUGGAACAAUAAAUUACACACACACAGGCCCAGCAGCUGUCUUGGGUCCGGAGGGAGCAGCAGAGAGCUCGGCAGCGGCAGCAGCAAGGAGAAAUCUAGGGAGGGGAAAAAGCCCAGCCUUCCACUCCGCCAAGCAAGCAGCUGCGGGCCCCUGAGGACUUGCUGGGGGCUGGCACGUGUGACUGUCUUGGGUAAAGUGACUGACCCAGUGUGUGCUGCAUCAAAAUACCGCCUUCCUCUCUGUCUGACAGCUUGUCCGAGCUCUGUUGCUGCAGGUGAGGAGUCUGCUAAGAACCUAGUGAAGGACCAAGUGUGAAAGUAUUUGGAGAAACUGAUACCCUUGUGUAUAAUGUAUAAGUUAAGUGAGCCAUAUUUUUUCUCGCCUCUUCUGGAUGUUCCCGCCUGUGUUCCAAGCGUUCCCUUGGUAAAUUGUCAGGGAAGAGAGUGAAGUCUGCUUCCUUGAAUCCAAGACCCAUCUGAGGCUUCUCUAACAAGUCCAUAAUAAAUAUAGGGACUUUAGGAAAAAGA
Messenger RNA from Mesoplodon densirostris (Blainville's beaked whale), 1178 nucleotides. It is a transcript of the gene CCDC32, whose product is annotated as coiled-coil domain containing 32. Gene Ontology annotation, biological process: cilium organization. Bases 120 to 662 code for a protein of 180 amino acids. The record is from RefSeq and is a predicted model, not a curated record. Lineage: Eukaryota; Metazoa; Chordata; Mammalia; Artiodactyla; Ziphiidae. The transcript is spliced from 4 exons.